AUGCUAUAUACUUACAAGAAGGAGGUGCCUCAUGCCCCAGCAGUUACCAACACGUCCGUCCCGCCCGUUUCUUCCGCACCCAUCCAUGAUCCAGCCAACCCUGAUACACAACUCGAACGAGCUGGAGGGCGUGUCAGGGUGCUAGUUGUCGCGGGGCCAGCCAAGGGUUCAGAAGAUGCCCAGCCCACCAACACCUGGUCUCCUGGAAAUGCCAAGCGACUCUGGCAACAAGCGCCCACAGUUCAGAGCCACCGGCACUGCUUACAAUCGACAGACAAGAUCAUCAUCAUCAUCGCAUUGCCUCGUCUUCUUACUAACUCGUCGCGGGGGAGGAAACCAGCUGGUGUUUCCGGCGACGGCUACGCUCACCUGAAUCCCGGAAGCUGA
Molecule: messenger RNA, 387 nt
Organism: Puccinia triticina
Lineage: Eukaryota; Fungi; Basidiomycota; Pucciniomycetes; Pucciniales; Pucciniaceae
Exons: 3
Coding region: 1-387 (128 amino acids)
Source: RefSeq, a predicted model, not a curated record